UGUUCAAAGUGCAGUUGUUUGACUUCUAUAGCUGCUGGAUUUGGUGGAUACCUGUUGGGUAAAAUGUCUGUUCCGAGUCAAGUCAAGGAGGAGUUGCUAAAGCAGUGUCCUGAUGGAAUAUUUGCCAGAAUGAAUAAUCAGUUUGAAAAACUUUCACCUGAAGAAAGAAAGGCAUUUGUGUCAGAGUUGUAUGGAAAUGCGAAAAAUAAGCCACAAGGACAGAUAAAUGAGACUUCACCUGGAGUAUCAUCAAUGUCUACAAGAUCAGAGCCAAGCACAGAAACUCGAGAUCCUUUGUUCCUCGGGUCUUCAGGUUCUACAGGAUCUCCACCAGCCCAGCAGCCAGCAAGAGACAGUCAAUCUACAUUUUCUUAUGCUGAACAGAGGUCAAAGUAUAGUAACACUGAAACAGGUAUACCACAGCCUCCUCCGUCUUCUCGGCAACCUGAAUUUUCAUACGCCCAACAGCGAGCAUUAAAUUCCGGAGGCAGUAUACAACCAGUACCAACUAUACAACAAGACACACAGCCACCUCAACCUACAGGAUUAUCAAAUCCACCAGCUGGGACUGGCAAAAAAGUUAAAAGAAACAUAUAUGGAGAUGAAAUGGACUGACGGAAUGUAUUUCUUGCAUCAAGAAUGGUUCCCAUCUCAUGUCUUUUCACUCCCGGAAAGUGGCCACUAUAAAAGUUCUGGUCUGAUCUGUGAUAUAGACCAACAAGGAUUAACAAUAAAUUAUUUGUAUUUUAA
This is a messenger RNA of Mercenaria mercenaria, 750 nucleotides long. RefSeq names its product probable serine/threonine-protein kinase samkC. The record is from RefSeq and is a predicted model, not a curated record. The coding region runs from base 64 to 615 and encodes 183 amino acids. Lineage: Eukaryota; Metazoa; Mollusca; Bivalvia; Venerida; Veneridae. The transcript has 5 exons.